Molecule: messenger RNA, 2509 nt
Organism: Exophiala oligosperma
Lineage: Eukaryota; Fungi; Ascomycota; Eurotiomycetes; Chaetothyriales; Herpotrichiellaceae
Exons: 2
Coding region: 219-2114 (631 amino acids)
Biological process (GO): electron transport chain
Cellular component (GO): mitochondrial inner membrane
Molecular function (GO): electron-transferring-flavoprotein dehydrogenase activity; iron-sulfur cluster binding
Source: RefSeq, a predicted model, not a curated record
CAACACCCUCGAGAUAUUCGGGGACCUAAGAGAACGGAUAGGCUAUUCACUACCAACUCGAUCUACUAGCAAGCCUGCGCACCUAGUUCGUGACGUUGUACAAUCGGUUGCUGGUUCCCGCACCCCGUGGAGAGCAAGAACAUUUAGAUGUGUGGAAUAUUCCCUCUCGAGCUCCUCGACAGCUAAAUCUUCCUUUCCUUUCUUCACCUUACCUUCCGAUGGCCUCUAAGCACGUCUCGAGACCUCUGCUGAGGCUGGCCACUCCGGCCCAGCAAUGUCGUUCGUUUUCUAGACCUGCUGUACCUCUAUUAAGGGCACUGCCUCAACAACGAAGAAGUACCCUCAGAACAACAAGACCUCUCUUCGUCGCGGGGCAAAGACGGUCGAUAUCUGCGAGCUUACAGCGGAAGUAUGCCGAUGCCGACGAAUCCUUUGAUCCUGCUACAAUCGAUCGGGAGUCCGAUGAAGUCGAUGUCUGUAUUGUUGGCGCGGGUCCCGCAGGGCUAAGUGCCGCUAUCCGAUUAAAACAGCUUGCCAACGAGGCUGGGAAUGAAGAGUUCAGAGUGGUUGUGCUAGAAAAGGCGGGCGAGGUCGGGGCGCACAUGCUGUCUGGCAAUGUGUUGGAGCCACGCGCCAUCAACGAGUUGAUCCCAGAUUGGCUGGCAGAGGACAACGAGAACAGGUUCACGGGUGCUACGCCGGCCGGUUCGGACAAGAUGCGAUUUCUCACCAAGUCGAGUGCCAUACCGAUACCUGCUCCUCCACAGAUGCACAACAAGGGCAAUUACAUUAUAAGUCUGAGCCAGUUUGUCAAGUGGUUGGGUGAAAGAGCUGAGGAGAUAGGUGUGGAAAUAUAUCCGGGGUUCUCUGCCGCAGAGAUACUGUACAACCGCGAGGGCGCUGUCAAGGGCAUUGCGACUAAUGAUCAAGGCGUGGGACGAGAUGGGAAGGCAAAGGCCAACUUCGAAAGGGGCAUGGAAUUUCAUGCUCGGGUCACCCUCCUGGGUGAGGGCUGUCAUGGCAGUUUGACCAAGAAGGUUACGAAGAAAUACGACUUGAGACGAGACUGCCAGCCUCAGACCUACGGACUCGGCGUCAAGGAAGUCUGGGAGAUCCAGCCUGAAAAGUUCAAGAAGGGCGAAAUCUCUCACACUAUGGGCUACCCAUUGACCAAGAACACGUACGGCGGUGGCUGGAUGUACCACUUUGGAGACAAUCUUGUCAGCCUGGGGUUGGUGGUUGGCCUCGACUAUCCGAAUCCCUGGAUUUCUCCUUAUGGCGAAUUCCAACGCAUGAAAUUGCACCCGUUCUACAAAUCUGUGCUUGAAGGUGGGAAAUGCAUCGCAUAUGGUGCACGCGCUUUGAACGAAGGUGGCUUCCAAUCAAUACCGAAAUGCGCCUUUCCCGGAGGUGCGCUGAUCGGCGAUACAGCCGGAUUCUUGAAUGUACCCAAGAUAAAAGGCACGCACACGUCAAUGAAGUCUGGCAUUUUGGCCGCGGAAGCUACUUAUGAGGCUCUCAACUCGAACAAACAGGAUAGCACGAUAUUUUUGUACAACUACGAAGACGCACUGCGGUCGAGCUGGAUUUGGCCUGAGCUCCGGCAGGUGCGAAAUAUGCGACCGUCAUUUCACAACCCUCUCGGUCUGUACGGAGGUAUUAUGUAUUCUGGUCUCGAAGCGUACAUUUUCCGUGGCAUGACACCGUGGACCUUACAGCACAAGAAGCCUGAUUAUGCCAACACCAGGCCGGCAGACGAGAUGCCCAAGAUCGAAUACCCCAAGCCCGAUGGUGAGAUUACCUUUGACAUUUUGACCAGUGUAUCAAGAACGAACACCAACCAUGAGGAGGACCAGCCUGUACAUUUACAGGUCAAGGAUUGGGACGCCCAUGCUCAAAUGGACUAUCCCAAGUACAAAGGCGUGGAGAACAGAUUCUGUCCUGCGGGCGUGUAUGAGUACGUGGAGGAUGAAACGAAAGAUCUGGGUGUACGGUUCCAGAUCAAUGCGCAGAACUGCAUCCACUGCAAGACAUGCGAUAUCAAGGAUCCCAGCCAGGACAUCAAUUGGCAGACGCCGCAGGGUGGUGAGGGACCAAGUUAUAGCAUUACAUGAGUGUUACGAAUGAUACUCUGUAGGAGCACUUGUGUCAACUCUGUACAUGGUGAUACUGCUCCUUGCUUAAAAUACGUGUGCAACCAGCAUUUCAACCGUACAAUACUUCGUACUCCGUACCCCAGCCUUGUUCGUUCUCCAGUGCCCCGUUUCCUACGAGGGAUCUGGGUAGCCUCAUGUACGAUGUCUCCAGACGAGGCUGAAUGAUGGCAUUUUCUGCUCCUGAUGGCGUCAGAAGACAGAUAAGCAGCCAGCGGUUCGAUAUCGGCAGACGCUGAGUGGUCAGACUGGUCACCGGUUUGGGCGCAACCAGACAAAUACGCUACAGUACAGUACAAUACAGGAAAAGACCCGAUGUAGCCUGAAUUUCGAUUGGUUAAGCCGAGUGUGGGUGG